AUGUCUAAUGAUGAUAAUUUUCUGAUCGAAAGUGAUGAUGAACACGAAGCUGAUGAUAAUGAUCUCACUUAAUAAUAAUCUCCUUUAGUCAGAACAUCUUUUACAAACCCAUUACAAUUUAAAAUUAAUUAGCAUUUCAAGGGUGAAAUAAAUGAUGAUGAUGAACAAUAAGUUAUUUUGACAAGAUCAUAAAACUAUUGUGGAGAUGCUAGUGCGCAUAGUUAAAACAGCGAAGACCUCAAAGGAAUUACUCAUACAAAUAAUUCAUCUGAUGAUGAAUAAGAACCCACCAGAAUCACAUAAACCUUCAAUAACCCCUUACACAAAAUCAAAGAAGAAGUUGACGAGAGCUAUGAAAUUAAUAUAAAUAACUCCGAUGAAGAAAUCAUAGUCAAUGAGUUUGCCAAAGCCCAUGAUUUAGUCAUUAAAAAUUGCUCCAUCAAAAUGAUAUACAUCUUUAUAAAUAUAUAAUUCAUUCACUCCAAGAGGCUAGCCUUCCAAAUACUCUAAACCAAAUUAAUUUCAGAAAAAUAACACUAAAUCUAACAAAAAAAGUAAUUGGCCUCUCAUUUAACCAAAUGGAUAUUCAAUCAUCGAGAAAAAAAAAUCAAAGCAACAUAUUUGAAAAAAUGGAAAUUGCAAAAUGCUAAAAAGAAGCUUUAUGAUGAAGCUAAAAAGAGAAAUAUUGAUAAGGCUAAAGAUCUAAGACAAGCAUAAGGAAGUGCAAGUACCUCUAAUGAUACAACUCUUUAAAAUAAAUCUUAAACUUAGGCUGGAGCCAUUAAUAGCACUAAAUUAGCUACAUCAACUUAACCAACUUCAUUAAAUUAAUAAUCAUCGACUUUACCAUAAUAAUAAUCGCCACCUCCACCACCACCACCUCCUCCUCCACCAUUGCCUAAUAGUACUUCAAAUGUUACAGCACCACCUCCACCUCCACCUCCUCCACCGCCUCCAUUACCAAAUUCAUAAGCUCCACCACCGCCUCCUCCUCCUCCUCCUCCACCACCAAUACCAGGUUAAUAGAAUCCUCCUCCUCCUCCUCCUCCUCCAUUACCAGGAUAAUAAGCUCCCCCACCUCCUCCUCCAUUACCAGGAGGUGCCAGACCACCUCCACCACCACCUCCUCCUUUUGGAAAUGCUCCUCCUCCUCCACCUCCUCCUCCAGGUUCUAAAAUACCAGGUCCACCACCUCCUCCAGGAGGACCUAGACCACCUGGACCACCUCCUCCUCCUGGAUAAGCUGGUGGAUGA
Paramecium tetraurelia is the source of this 1254-nucleotide messenger RNA. RefSeq lists its product as uncharacterized. NCBI's taxonomy places the organism in Eukaryota, Ciliophora, Oligohymenophorea, Peniculida, Parameciidae. The transcript is spliced from 2 exons. The record is from RefSeq and is a predicted model, not a curated record.